AUGGCUCAGAGAGCCUGGGGCAGCAUGCUCUUCCACAACCGCAAGACCCAGCUGCUGCUGGUCAACUCCCUGACGUUCGGCCUGGAGGUCUGCCUGGCUGCAGGGAUAACCUAUGUGCCUCCGCUGCUGUUGGAAGUGGGUGUGGAGGAGAAGUUCAUGACCAUGGUUUUAGGGAUAGGACCUGUUCUUGGCUUGGUUUUUGUCCCACUGAUCGGAUCUGCCAGUGACCACUGGCACAGCAGCUAUGGCCGAAGGCGACCUUUCAUCUGGAUGCUGUGCCUGGGAGUCCUGCUGAGCCUCUUUGUGAUCCCACAUGCCAGCAGCCUGGCCAGCCUGUUUGCCCUCAACACUCGCCCUCUGGAGAUUGCCUUCCUCAUCCUGGGCAUUGGAUUACUGGAUUUCUGCGGCCAGGUCUGCUUCACUCCGCUGGAGGCCCUGCUCUCAGACCUCUUCCAGGAGCCGGACAACUGCCGCCAGGCCUUCUCCGUCUAUGCCUUCAUGAUCAGCUUGGGGGGCUGCAUUGGCUACCUCCUUCCAGCCAUUGACUGGGGUGGCAGCUUUCUGGCCCCAUACCUGGGAGGGCAGGAGACGUGUCUCUUCAGCCUCCUUGCCGUCAUUUUCCUCGGCUGUGUGCUGGCCACGCUCUUUGUGACAGAGGAGGCAGCCACCCAGGCAGAUGUUCUGGAUGGCUCAGUGCUGAAGGACGCUCCCCCUAAGCCCUCACCUCCUGCCUGCUGCUCUUGCCAACUCUCCAGGAGCUCAUGUCUCCUUCAGGCCAGGCACAUGAUGCAGGCCCUGAGAAACCUCUGCACGCUGGUGCCACGGCUUCACAGCCUCUACUGCCGCAUCCCCAAGGUCAUCCGUCGCCUGUUUGUGGCUGAGCUCUGCAGCUGGAUGGCACUCAUGACUUUCAUGCUGUUCUACACAGACUUUGUUGGGGAAGGACUCUACCACGGUGUCCCCAGAGCCAAGCCAGGCACGGAUGCCAGACGCCACUACGAUGAAGGUGUCCGGAUGGGUAGUUUGGGCCUCUUCCUGCAAUGUGUCACAUCCAUCUUCUUUUCGACAAUCAUGGACCGGAUGGUGAAGCAGUUUGGGACACGGGCGGUCUACCUGGCCAGCGUGGUGUUCUUCCCCGUGGCUGCCUUCGUCAUGUGCCUUUCCCACAGUGUCAUCAUUGUUACCAUCUCAGCUGCUCUAACAGGCUUCACCUUCUCUGCACUCCAGAUCCUGCCAUACACACUGGCAUCCCUGUAUCAUCAUGAAAAACAGGUAUUUCUGCAUAAAUAUAAGAGCAAAGAGGAGGAAGACGCAGCUCGACUGGACAAGAAAUCAGCCUUCUCUAAAGGCCUCCUUUCCAGCCAGAAGCUGCCUUACCAGAAUGGACAUGCUGGGAGCCUCUUCUCUUCUUCCUCUUCUUCCUCCUCUCCUCCAGCUGCCAGCUCAGCUCUGUGUGUCAGCUCCUCCUGCGAUGUCUCGCUCAUGAUGAUGGUGGGAGAACCGGACUCGGUGGCUCCUGGCCGUGGGAUCUGCCUGGACCUGGCUAUUUUGGACAGUGCUUUCCUCCUCUCUCAGGUUGUCCCCUCACUCUUCAUGGGGUCCAUCGUCCAGUUUACACAGUCAGUGACUGCCUACAUGGUGUCAGCUGCCAGCUUUGGCCUGGUAGCCAUUUACUUUGCAACCAAAGUUGUCUUUGAUAAGAGUGACAUGGCGAAAUACUCGGUGUGA
Antrostomus carolinensis (chuck-will's-widow) is the source of this 1728-nucleotide messenger RNA. RefSeq names its product solute carrier family 45 member 3 (gene SLC45A3). The record is from RefSeq and is a predicted model, not a curated record. Gene Ontology annotation, molecular function: sucrose:proton symporter activity. Lineage: Eukaryota; Metazoa; Chordata; Aves; Caprimulgiformes; Caprimulgidae. Gene Ontology annotation, cellular component: membrane. The transcript has 4 exons. Gene Ontology annotation, biological process: transmembrane transport. The coding region runs from base 1 to 1728 and encodes 575 amino acids.